Molecule: messenger RNA, 4944 nt
Organism: Dreissena polymorpha
Lineage: Eukaryota; Metazoa; Mollusca; Bivalvia; Myida; Dreissenidae
Product: speract receptor-like
Exons: 22
Coding region: 964-4944 (1326 amino acids)
Biological process (GO): intracellular signal transduction; protein phosphorylation; cGMP biosynthetic process
Molecular function (GO): ATP binding; guanylate cyclase activity; protein kinase activity
Source: RefSeq, a predicted model, not a curated record
UCUUUGGACAGUUAACCCAUUAGGUAGUUCAUUGUUACUGUAAGGAAUUUACACCAGUGUUCACAAUUAUAUAUUGCAUCAUGAUAUUGUUUUUAAAAUUAAUGAUUCUUUUUUUAGGACAUGUUCGUCAUUGUAAGUAUUAACUAUAGAUUUCCUUUUCAGGAAGUGUUUGCUUGCAAUACAUUUAGAGAGCAAUGUUAUGUAUUUCAUUAUCAAAUCAUUUUAAAUGAACAUGCUUUAUAAAAUAGUUUAGAAUUGCCCAUGUCACAAUGAAGUAAACUUCUUGUUCUCAGCAAACCAGUAUAUGGGCUAUUUUGUUAUUCUUUAACAUAAUGUUCUUGAGUAUUUUCCAGGGGUAAAGACCCACAUUUACCAGAAACAGAAGAUUCGAUUGCCCUUUUUCCGGACGUCAUUGUCAACGAGAGGCAAAGCUUCACUCUGCGCUAACGGUGAUGCUGUUACACAUUGGACCAGUCGCUGUUAUACAGCCUUGUUGUCAUCGCCUUCACAGACGCUGCUUAUUGGAGUCGGAAUGCGAACUAGGAUAUCAGCAGAUGAGCGAUAAGCGAGGCAAGGAACAAAUCGGAGUUUUACUACCUGCCAUAUCCCGAUUUAUUCUAUCUCUUCUUGGCUAAUAGCAACACAGCCAGCAUUUCGACACUGCAAUGAGCGUUUCGCUGUCAACCGAUUAUCGUCAACUUCGCAUACGGAUAAAAUAAAACUGUCAGGAAAUAUGUGUUAUCAAUUAGUUAUUCUGUCAGCUACCUAUUAUAAGGUUAAGUCGAUUAAUAAUAGGCACACUCGAAAAAAUAAUAUCGCCGUGUAGUCUUAAUGAAAUACUGUACAAAUCGUGGUUGAAAAAUACGACAAUUUCCAAUGGAUUUAAAAUGUGUUUGUGGGCGCAAUAAUUAAGUGAAGAUUUAAAAGGGAAAAAAAUAUGUGCAUGAACAUUAAUUGAUACUGAUGAAAAAAAUGUCGAGAUUGUUCCCGCUGUAUAUAUUUCUCUAUCUUUCUGUAAUUUGUGUGUGUAACGUAAUAAAGAUGGGAUACAUCACGGGCUCGGAGAAGCUUGCUGGUACGUUAUACCGUCGCCCGGGCCAGCAGAUCUCGGGUGCGCUCACCAUGGCGCUUGCGGAGAUCAACAACGACACGAGCGUCCUGGUGGAUCACACGCUGGACUUCACCAUCGUCGAGACUUACGGCGAUGAGUUGGAGAGCUUGAAGGGCACAGUGCUGCUUAUCAGUCAGAACAUAUCAGUCUACAUAGGGCCGCAGGAGACAUGCAUUCACGAGGCUAAGGUUGCCGCGGCCUUCAAUAUACCAAUGAUAUCGUAUUUCUGCUCUGAAGUGGACGUCAGCAACAGUGAUAAGUAUCCCACCUUUGCGCGGACAAAACCCACUGACUCACAGAUCUCGAGGAGUGUGGUGUCAAUAUUGAAAAAAUUCGACUGGGACAAAAUAACAUUCGUACACACAGACGAACUGGAACUUGAGCACACAGCAGGGACAAUAUUUGAGCUGUUGCAGAAUAAUGGGAUUGAAGUGACAUUUAGGAAGACGUACAAAGGACCAUACUUUCACGAACAUACGGUGAACCCUUUUAUUCGGAUCGUACAAGAGACUUACGUGGAUACAAGAAUAUACGUUAUGCUGGGUCAGUCGUACGAGUUUGUCGGCCUGAUGGAUCAUAUGUACGACAGAGGACUGCUGGAGACUGGCGAGUACUUUGUUGUCGGCGUUCACAUAGGCCAGUAUGACCCACAUGACGCUCAGCUUUACUUCAGAGGCAUAUUCGGCGAGAAGGACGUACGGGGUGUAACACAGGAAGCCUUCAAGUAUUUCAUCGGCGUUGUUCAUUCUCCACCCGUAUAUCCGGAAUACGAUACAUUCAAGAGGGUAGUCAACCGCUACCUAGAGUUGCCGCCUUUCAAUUUCACUAAUCACUAUAGGGAUUACGGAGGACUUAAAAAGCUAAAGCCGGAGACGGCCUAUCUGUACGACGCCGUGUGGUUGUACGCUAAGGCUGUGAACGAGUGCCUAGCCGAGGGUCUGAACUACACCGAUGGGCGACUGAUCAUUAGCAAGAUUAAGGGGAAGUCAUACAAAAGUGCAAUGGGCUACAUUUUGCGAAUCAACCAUCUAGGUGACUCGGAGGGCAACUAUUCCUUGGUUGCUAGGGAUAUUUUGAGAGACGACAGCACGCGCGAAGCAUUAGCCCAGAACACAACCCAGUAUGGAAUCUAUCCAGUCGGGGUCUUCAGACUCAACGAAGACGUCUUUGCUCUUCCGACGUACCAUUUCUACGAAGGACGAUCAAUACAAUGGCCAAACGGCAAAUCACCAAUAGAUGAGCCGGAGUGUGGAUUCCGAGGGGAAAAAUGUAUCCCAGAAAAAACACACACGAGGGAGAUUUUGUCUGGAGUGGCUGGCGGUCUCGUUCUUAUAGUCUCCAUAGUCGGAUACCUCGUGUACAGAAACUGGAAGUACGAGAACGAGCUAGCAAGUCUUCUCUGGAAACUCGACUACAAGGAUAUCGAUUUCAAAGACCAUUUUGCUGGUACUAUGAGUUCCAAGUGCGGACCGAAAGGGAGAAGGACGGCUGUAGUCAGGGUGAACAGCCAGAUGUCGCUCGUCUCCCAGGGAGAUUUCGAGUUCCGGCAGCUGUUCACCUGCGUUGCAACUUACAAGGGAAUGGUGGUGGCAGUGCGCAAAAUUCGAAAGAAACAUAUUGAACUCACGAGAAACGUUAAAAAGGAACUAAAAGUGAUGCGGGAUCUACGCCACGAGAAUAUCAAUCCGUUCAUCGGAGCAUGCGUAGACACGCCGCAGAUAUUUGUGGUUACCGCCUACUGCUCCAAAGGCAGUCUGCAGGACAUUCUGGAGAACGAAGACAUACAGCUUGACGACAUGUUUAGGGCUUCUCUUGUCUUUGACAUCAUUCGGGGUAUGGCCUAUCUACAUGACAGCGAAGUGCGUUCCCAUGGCAAACUGAAGUCCUCCAACUGCGUUGUGGACAGCCGCUGGGUGCUGAAAAUCACGGACUUUGGUCUGCACGAGUUCCUAGACGGAGAAGACGAAGAGGACGAAGGGGACUUUGCCAAAUAUAGAAAUUUGCUGUGGAAAGCCCCCGAGUUACUUCGAAUGGAGAGAAGCCCUCGACGCGGAACACAGGAAGGGGACGUUUACUCGUUCGCAAUCAUUCUGUACGAAAUACACGGCAGAAAGGGACCAUUCGGGGAUUUGGAAUUAUCGCCUACAUGUAUUGUGACACGUGUGACGAGUGGUCGGGGUGACGUCCCAUUUCGGCCACACCUCGGUGACCUGCUUACAACGUCCAAGUUGGUUACCGACGUCAUACGGGACUGCUGGGACGAGGAACCAAGCCGGAGACCCGACUUCAAAACCAUCCGAAGUAGGCUGAAGCCCAUCCAAAAAGGAAUGCGACCAAACAUACUAGACAACAUGAUCUCGAUUAUGGAGAAAUAUGCAAGUAAUCUAGAGGCACUGGUGGAAGAACGGACGGAUCAGCUCAGAGAGGAAAAGAAGAAAACAGAGGAAAUUCUCCUGCAAAUGUUGCCAAAAGCUGUGACAGAGCAGCUCAAGCGCGGGAAAGUUGUCGAGGCAGAACAAUUCGACUGUGUGACCAUCUACUUCUCCGACAUCUGCGGCUUUACUGCCCUGUCCGCAUACAGCACACCAAUGCAGGUUGUCAACCUCCUAAAUGAUAUGUAUACUUUGUUCGAUUCAAUUAUUGAAAACUACGAUGUAUAUAAAGUGGAAACCAUCGGCGACGCUUAUAUGGUGUGUUCAGGGCUGCCAAAACGUAACGGCAUCAAUCACGCAGGUGAAAUUGCUUCGAUGUCGCUGCAUUUGCUAAAAGCGAUAAAACAGUUCAAAAUACGACACCGCCCUGACGACACGAUCAAACUGCGAAUAGGAAUCCACUCUGGCCCUUGCGUGGCCGGUGUUGUGGGGCUGAAGAUGCCCAGAUACUGUCUCUUCGGUGAUACGGUUAACACCGCUAGUCGCAUGGAGAGCAACGGACUUCCAUUGAAGAUACAUUGCUCUGUUCCAUGCAAGAGGUUAUUAGACCUGCUUGGCGGGUAUAUCGUUCGGGAACGCGGAAUCGUUUCGAUGAAGGGUAAAGGCGAAGUUUUGACAUUUUGGCUUCUAGGAGAGAACAAACAAAGGCGACUCACGCGACUGGAAUCUUUGUUGUCGGAUAACGGGACCGGGUUUUUCGCGCAAAAAUCUAAUGACAUAAGUGACGAUGUUAAUGACAAUGGGAUAACAAUUGCGACAACUUCCUCAGUGGUCGAUGAAUUGGACGAUUUAUCGCCGAAGAUCAGUCAUGUCAGCCCAUGUGAAGAGCAUGCGUGGUCGAGAUUUAGAGCAUCAAACUUUGAGCAUGAAAAGCCAAAGCAUAGUGUAUCAAGUGCCAGUGGUUCCCAUGGUGAGCGCAGUAUUGAUAGUAACAGUGGAGACAUUAUAAUAAGUGGUCACGAAACUCAAUAUGAAAAUAACACUUGUUAUGAAACAUCAAACGAUAGCCUGAUGGAAUCAACUCUUUUGCCUUCAAAAGAAAAUCCUGAUUUUUCAGUCCACCAUGUACCACAAAAUCAUUAUGUCGAUUUUCCAUGUAAUGAUCCAUGCAUUACGCAAUCCUCGGACAAUAACAGGGAUUUUAUAGGCUCAAACGGCCAGACAACAAAUGAAACUGCGACCAGUGUCGAUACGUUCUUGGCAAAGAAUCAAACCGAUGUGUGUAUUGAUGUAGAUAACAUCAAUAAUAACGAGGGUCUUCUGUUGAAUGAUCAGUCAGAUUUGUGUAACGGAAUGUAUUCAGUGCGCGAUAAAGACUCGAGGCGCAACAACUUUGACUAUCAAAACCAAAUCGAAAUGACACCCUUACUAGGUGACAUCAAGAGCAACACGGACAUUUGA